AUGCCCGUCGUGACCUACUGGUACCAGGCCCUCAAGGAAGCCCUCGCCGCCGCCGGCGCAGGCGACCCCCGCCGUCCGCACGCGCUCGCCGUAGUCUCUGGCCUCGCUGCCAACGGCUACCUCGCGUCCCUCCUCGUCUCCCGCUACUCCCGCCUUGGCGACCCCGAUGCCGCGCGCGGGGUGUUCGACGCCGCCUCCGCGUCCUCCUCCGCGCCCCUCUGGCCGCCCAAGCCGCUCCUUUACAACGCGAUGCUCCGUGGAUACCUCGCCCUGAGCCUCCCGCGCGAGGCCGCCGUGGUCUUCCGCGACAUACCGCCCCACUGCGCGCCCGACCGCCACACGUACCACCUCGCCGCCACGGCGUGCGCGCGCGCCUCUCCAGAGGAUGUAAACCUUGGACGCCGCGUCGGGCGCGACGCCGAGGCAAGAGGGUUAUCGUCCGACCUCCUGGUCGCGACGGCGCUGAUUGGGAUGCACGCCGAGGCCGGGGACAUGGGUGCCGCGCGCAGGGUGUUCGACGGAAUGCUGAGGCGGGAUGCCGUGGCGUGGAACGCGGUGAUCGGUGGGUACACCUGCGCGCACUGGCGGAGCUUGGCCCAAAACUCAGCAGGGGCCAAAAUCAGCAUGGGCCGAAGAUUGGGCCGUCAGCAGGGGCCACCAGCAGGGCCAAAUUCUGGGUUGCAUCCAUUUCAAUGGUGAAUUGAGGGUUUUUUAUUGGACCAGGGGGGCCACGCCCGGCCUGGCCUCAAUGAAGCUCCGCCCCUGCCUUCGCGGGUUGCCUGGGCGAGGCCAUGGAGAUGUUCAACUGGAUGAGCUCUGCGGACGGGGUGCAGCCGACCGAGGCGACGAUUGUGAGCUUGGUAUCUGGUUAUGCAGGUUUCGGUUCUUGGAAGGGCCGUGGUAUGAUGCAUGCCAUAGUGGUUAAGUGCGGUUUCCACCGCAUCUAACAGCAUCCUCUUCGUUUGCAAUACUCUUCUGGAGCUGUAUGCUGAGCUUGGCUGUUUGAGCGAGGCUGUGAUGUUGUUUCAUCAUAUGGUGGUGAAGGAUUCUGUCACUUUGAGUUCGAUGAUCAGUGGGCUUGUUCGGAAUGGGAAACCGGGUUAUGCUCUUAAGCUUUUCCACCGGAUGGUUUCGAAUUCGUCAGUGCUUGUCACUAGGUCUAUCUUGCUUAAUGUGAUUAUGGCCUGCGCUGAGUUGGGGGACUGGAGACAAGGAAAAUGGGUUGAAAAAAACCAUGUGCUGCGCAAUGGCAGUGAAUUCAAAAGAGAUCCCUCUGUAGUAACCGUGCUGAUAUAUAUGUACGUGAAGUGUGGAAAGUUAACGUCAGUGAAUCUUCUACAUGGAGUUGCAGAGGUUAGAGGUGAUGUAGUUGCAUGGAAUGCUAUGAUCAAAGGCUGUGGAGAGCUGGGACAAGUGGAAAAAGCAAUUGGAUUUGCAGUAGAAAUGCAGAGGGUAGGCAUUGAUCCGGAUGCGGUUACAUUCUUGGAGCUCCUACCCAUGAUCUCAUUGAUUCCAUCACUGAAAAAGGGGAUGGAAGCAUAUGCUCAGAUUGUCAAAAGAGGUUUCCAGAAUAAUCAGACAAUUGCUAAUUCGCUUAUUUGUAUGUAUGGUCGAUGCGGGAGUCUUGGUCUUUCAGUUGAUGUAUUUAGUGGGAUUAUAGACAAGGAUGCAAUCUCUUGGACUUCUAUGAUGCAGGUAUAUGCAUGGAAUGGGCUUGCUGCUGAAGUUGUUAAGCUUUUUGAGCUGAUGAAGAAAACAGCAGUACAACCAAACCAAUAUACUUUCAUUGCUGUGUUGUCGGCUUGUAAAAACACGGGUCUUGUUGAGGAUGGAAUGAGCUUGCUCAAGUGCAUGAAAGAGCAGUAUGGUCUGGAGCCAGAUAUUGAGCAUAUUUCAUGUGUUGUUGAUAUGCUCUGUCGUACUGGACGCUUGACUGAUGCAUAUCACCUGAUACAGAAUUCUCACUCUGAACACGCAAAAAAUCCUGUAUUGUGGGGGACAUUGCUAAGUGGUUCCUGAUCAUGGGAGGACUUAGUGAUUGGAGAAGCAGCAGCUAGCCAUCUCUUGUCCUUGGAUCCGGAAAAUAGAGCUAACUACAAGAUGCUUGCUGAUAUUUAAGUUUCGCUUGGGAGAAGAGACGAUGCCAAUGUUAUCCGAAGACUGUUGAUGUCAAAAGGACUGGACAUGAGACCGGGCUGCAGCUGGGCUGAAGGUGGCUAAAGCUUGCAGUACAUGCUAGAAGAUAUGAUUUAAGUAUGAUAUAACCGUGACUAACAUUUGAUGUUCUGUUGCAAUUGCUUGUAUUGCAUAAAUAUGUUAAUACUAAAGUAGCUUAAAGCAUUGAAUACAGAUAGACAUGUGUUGGGUGUCAAUAUCAAAAUGAAUUGUGAGGAAAAGAAGGUA
Molecule: messenger RNA, 2403 nt
Organism: Phragmites australis (common reed)
Lineage: Eukaryota; Viridiplantae; Streptophyta; Magnoliopsida; Poales; Poaceae
Product: pentatricopeptide repeat-containing protein At2g33760-like
Exons: 1
Coding region: 1-699 (232 amino acids)
Biological process (GO): RNA modification
Molecular function (GO): RNA binding; protein binding
Source: RefSeq, a predicted model, not a curated record